This is a messenger RNA of Colossoma macropomum (tambaqui), 3320 nucleotides long. RefSeq names its product endothelin receptor type B-like. Gene Ontology annotation, biological process: vasoconstriction; enteric nervous system development; G protein-coupled receptor signaling pathway. The record is from RefSeq and is a predicted model, not a curated record. Gene Ontology annotation, cellular component: membrane. The transcript has 8 exons. NCBI's taxonomy places the organism in Eukaryota, Metazoa, Chordata, Actinopteri, Characiformes, Serrasalmidae. The coding region runs from base 250 to 1506 and encodes 418 amino acids. Gene Ontology annotation, molecular function: endothelin receptor activity.
AUCACUGACCGGAGGACGGGGCCGUAAAGGAGUCCGACUCGGCUUUACACACCGUACAGCUCCGAACCUGCGGCGCUGUCAGCGGUUCACCUGACGAAGCUGCACCGAGCACAACAACUCGAACGACACCGGGAGUAAUCGAGGCUUUUAACAGAGGAGAGGUUUGGGCUGAAGUCGUUCCCGGACUGAAGGUUGGACAGUUUCUGAAGGACCGAACUGGUCUGUGUUUUCAUCACCACCCCGUAGAGGAUGAAGGCAGUGGGGCUGGUGAUUCUGCUGCUGGCCGGCUGCUCCUGGGCCUCGCGUUUCAGCCGGGACUCCACCCAAGUGAGCCUCGGCGACACUGCCAAUCAGGAGGUUGAGGCUGCGGGAUGGAACACCUCCGAAGCCGAGCGGCCUGUGAUGCGGAGUCCUCCCCGCGGCCCAUUCCUACCUAUGUGCACCAAACCCACCGAGAUCAAAGAAGCCUUCAAGUAUGUCAACACGGUCAUAUCGUGCUUGAUUUUCGUGGUGGGCAUCAUUGGAAACUCAACAUUGUUACGCAUCAUCUACAAGAACAAGUGCAUGAGGAACGGGCCCAACGUGCUGAUUGGCAGUUUGGCUUUGGGUGACCUGCUCUACAUCCUCGUCGCCAUCCCCAUCAACGUGUUUAAGCUGCUGGCAGAAGACUGGCCAUUUGGUGUGCACAUCUGCAAACUCAUGCCAUUCGUCCAGAAGGCCUCAGUGGGAAUCACAGUUCUUAGCUUGUGUGCUCUCAGUAUCGACAGAUAUCAUGCUGUGACCUCCUGGAGUCGAGUGAAGGGGAUGGGGAUUCCAUUAUGGAAGGUUCUGGAAGUAACACUCAUCUGGCUGGUGUCCGUAGUGCUGGCAGUGCCUGAGGCUUUGGCCUUCGACAUGUUGGAGGUUACUUACAGAGGCAGGAAGCUGCGGGUGUGCCUGCUACAUCCUCAACAGAGCACGCCAUUCAUGCAGUUUUAUCAGGACGUGAAGGAUUGGUGGCUGUUCGGCUUUUACUUCUGCCUGCCGUUGGCCUGCACUGGCGUCUUCUACACCCUCAUGUCGUGUGAAAUGCUGAACCGGAAGAAAGGGAUGCGCAUCGCCCUCAACGAUCAUAUGAAGCAGCGGAGGGAAGUGGCGAAAACGGUCUUCUGCCUGGUGGUGAUCUUCGCUCUCUGCUGGCUGCCUCUGCACCUCAGCCGUAUUCUGAAAAAGACCGUCUACGAUCCCAGUGACCCCAACCGCUGUGAGCUCCUCAGCUUCCUGCUGGUGAUGGAUUACAUUGGCAUCAACAUGGCCUCCCUCAACUCCUGCAUCAACCCUGUGGCGCUGUACUUCAUCAGCCAGAAGUUCAAAAACUGUUUCAAGUCUUGCCUUUGCUGCUGGUGCCAGAGGAAUAUCACUCCGAUUGAUGAGCGGGGUUCAGGGAUACGCUGGAAGGGCUCGUGUCAUGGGAACGGGCUGGACCGGUCCAGCUCACGUUCCAGUCAGAAAUACAGCUCAUCUUAAAACCACAUGCAUCAGCAUAAGCUCCGGGGGCGAGUAGCUCCGUCAACAACACAGUGACAUGUCCAAGCCUUACCCUCACUGCAGUGGGGUACAUCGCAAUCUAGAGUUCCAACCGAUUCUCCUCAGUCCCGAGGAGUCACUUCACCAGGAUGUCAGAACUGAGAGAUGUCACUCAGUCUUUGCCAUAAAAGGAGUUUUCCAGCCACAAUCGCCAGUCAGUCCGCAGAAAUCACACAAACUGGCUUCGCAGAGUCACUUCAGGCCCACGCAGACGACACCGGCUGGAUACCGGAAGUCUAAACGUGGAACCGCUGCUGAGUGACUCGGGUCUAGGAGUCUCUUACCAGAUACACAGGAAAAGACUGAAAUGCUGAGACUGUACUGGAGGGGGCGUAAUGCUUAACGCACUGCUGGCCUCCAUCAUCAAACCAAAGGACAGGCCGUAAAACAAAAAGGGGUCUUGCUGGUGGAGCAUUACUGAAAGCUGAGUCUCUGUGCAUAGCGAGACUCUUUUACCUGUGUACUUACACCGUUACUGAACUACCACUGCCAUUACACGUUGUUAUAACAACACUAGAUCAGAAGGAAAGCACUGUGCACCACAGGUUACACUUGUACAUGUGUGACUGCACUGCAGUGCAACAAUUGAAGCCAUUUUGAGGAGUCAUGCAAUAGCAGCAGAUUCAGUGUAAUGAAUGAAGGUUGUCUGUAGAUCAGCUGACAUCAUUUGCAUCACAUCAUCUCACCUAAACAUCAUUCUGAUUGACACCAUUGAGAUUCCCCUCAAAAUCGCUGUGGAAUUCUUUAGUGUUUCUGGGCUAAAAACUUGCUGUAAUAGUGCAGUGCUGGUUCUGACCGAACCAGUUUGAGCUGUUCAGUCGUAACAAACCUCAAAAUUUAGAAGGUUCUCUAAACAAUGAAGCAUCUCUACUGUGGUGAUAAACAACAAAGUUAGAAUGAAAUUUAGAUCAGAUUCUGAUUGAAUUUUGCCUCUGAGUGAAUCAUUAUGGCUUCGUUAAGACUCAGAAAACUAGACUGACCUGUCCGUCCAUCAUUCUGUGUAAGCUGUGUGAAGAUAGGUCCCAUUUAUGUAUAUGUUCAUUACCCAUAUGCACGUUUAUAUUUUGAGUUAUGUGUUCUUAGUCACUGAAUUAAAGUGAUAUUUUAAACAGAUGCACUGUUAUUAACUUUAGGGGCUUUCGACUCGACCCCUAAAUGUUACAGUUGUGAAUCUCUGCCUGCUUUUCGUCUGAAACUUAAAGGGAAAUUUUACCUCAAAAACAUUUUCAUAUUUGACUUCGCUGACUUUGUUGCUGUGCUGAGAGGGAGUUCUGGGCUGGUAAAGGAUGAGAUGAGAAAAAGCUUCAUGCCUGGUUUUGUUUGGUCAAACUUCUCUAAACGUUCUCUGUCCAUUUCGAAACCCGAGGACAGGCGGUCUGUGUCGUGCGCAGUGUGUGGUGGUUCAAAUCGCUUUUUACCUCAAUCAUUUUUAGAAUUCAAGGUGAAUAUGAUUUUGUUUUUCAGGUGAAAUUUACCUGUAAAAUUGUGAAACUGGUCUUAAAGCUUUGUGAGGAGUAAAAAUAUUUUUCUAUUAUUACAUUUUUAUGAAUGGGUUCUCUCAGUUUUGGACUGCCUAUUACAUAAAGUCCAAAUACUGUGUUAAAAUAUUUUCAUGUAUAGAGAACUGAUUUACUUACAAUCUUACAAACUCGUAUGUUUAUUCCUUCUUACACUGUUAUUUUUACUAUUAACAAUGCUUUUAUACUGUACCUACUUAUUGUCAAAUAAGCUGCAAUAAAUGCUAUUUUAUCACA